ACGUAUUAUGUACAUAUGUACAAUACGUAUCUUUUCUGCGCUAGGUACCUAAGUCGUCCUGGUGAUAACGCGGUUUGUUUUGUCCACUUCCCAAUUCAGCCGUGAUUUAAUCGAUAUCUCAACUUUUUACUUAAACACAUUAAACUAUCACGAUUGACUUGAAAUCCUCCAACAAUUGUAAACAAUAACAAUUAAGAAUAAAAUCACUGUACAUUAAAUAUCCACGAUGCUUCUCGACGAGGAUCCCGCUACUCUCAUCCACCAUACAAUCAACAAUUUCAAUAUUGCCCCAGACAAACUCGCCGUGUCACGAAUCAGCGACUCGCUGUCUACACUGAAACAAGCGCGAGAACUCCGUAUCAAAGAAGCCGAAUCGUCGUUGAAAAAACUCGGCCGUUCCCUUAAUACUCUCCAAGCGCAACAUGAAGAACUCACAUCACAACACUCAUCAGCUGCACACGCGUCCGAGAUCUCGCGCCUCGAUACACAGAAAUUCCGCAUCGCAAAGGCCGUCUCCGAUCUAGAGAUGGAGGCAGAGCGCCUGUCCUCGCAGCAGGCCGAUCUAGCGGCGCGUUUACAAGAGCUGGAACUCCAAGGACUAGAGGGAUCGCCCGAAGAGGCGGCAAAGAGAAGAGAUCCGGUCGAUGACGAGGUAUUGCUGCGCUUAAAGGUGUAUCGAAGCCUAGGCAUCGAGCUGGAACGGGACGAGAAGGACGGCGAGUUCUCUAGGGCCAUUGUGCGUAACGAUCGCAAGGGCGAUGUUCAUGUGAUAAACAUGGACAAGAAGUUCUCGCGCUUCUUCUACGCUAAUUAUUUCUGGCAAACGCUCUAGGAUGGUGACGGCUUCGGCAGAGUUUUCAACUUAAAGGGGUUACUUAUGUGGGAUGAACUUUAUUUGUGAAGGUUUACUUGCCGCACGGUGUUAGGCGUUUUUUAGGUUGGUGGAAUACCACAAUUUA
Daldinia caldariorum is the source of this 959-nucleotide messenger RNA. RefSeq names its product Spc24-domain-containing protein. The record is from RefSeq and is a predicted model, not a curated record. Bases 227 to 832 code for a protein of 201 amino acids. The transcript is spliced from 3 exons. Lineage: Eukaryota; Fungi; Ascomycota; Sordariomycetes; Xylariales; Hypoxylaceae.